UUGUUGUCAUUGUCAAAGUUGUCAAAUGUGUGAAGUGAUUUCAUCGGAACUGAAACAAUGAUUUUCGAAGCUUUCUUAGCUGGUUUUUGGGCAUCUAUUGGCAGUACAUUAGGGAAAAUAUCAGGAACCGAAUCGAUUGUUGGCAAUAGUUACGCAAUAUGGGUAUUACUGUUGACCAUCAUGGUGGUAGUCAACACAUGGGGUUGCAGGCACUAUCUCCGUUCGCUUGAUGCGUGCACCAAUUCAGUCGCACCAACCGUGGUGUCUGCUGCUACAAGUUACAUCUUAUCUGGCCUCAUCGGUAUAUUUCUAUUCGAGGAGGGCGCGUCUAUGACAUGGUGGGCUGGUGCUAUGCUCAUCAUUCUAGGACUGGCCCUAGUGGCACGUCCUCGGAACAAACCUAAAGCUGCAUAGUUUUAUUCGCACACGUAGGGUAGGUAAGGUGAUUAAAGAACAUGAAUACGCGAUAAAAGGUUCGCGAAAAAGAAAUAC
Molecule: messenger RNA, 492 nt
Organism: Ostrinia furnacalis (Asian corn borer)
Lineage: Eukaryota; Metazoa; Arthropoda; Insecta; Lepidoptera; Crambidae
Exons: 3
Coding region: 58-414 (118 amino acids)
Source: RefSeq, a predicted model, not a curated record